Cadophora gregata is the source of this 1512-nucleotide messenger RNA. RefSeq lists its product as uncharacterized. The transcript has 3 exons. The coding region runs from base 1 to 1512 and encodes 503 amino acids. The record is from RefSeq and is a predicted model, not a curated record. NCBI's taxonomy places the organism in Eukaryota, Fungi, Ascomycota, Leotiomycetes, Helotiales, Ploettnerulaceae.
AUGGCAAGAGCUUCGUCUUUGAUCCGACAUGGGUCUUUUACUCCAGAAUUCGAUGAUUUGGUAUCCAAGACCAUGCGUCGAUGGAAAGUCCCGGGGCUAUCAAUCGCUGUAAUCGACAACGACACUGUCCUUUCAAAAGGAUAUGGUUACAGUCGUUAUCCUGGCAAGCCAGUUAAUCCAAGUACGCUGUUCAACGCAGCAAGUAUGGCGAAAGCAUUCACGGCGACUGCAGUCUCUUUACUCGUCGACGAUGACGAACGCUUCCCCCAUGUGAAAUGGACGACUGCUGUCGCGAGUUUGAUUGGAGAUGAUUUCGUACUGUCGGACAACAGGACCGAUCAAAUCACUGUUGAGGAUAUUCUCUCGCAUCGGACUGGAUUGCCACCUUGUGACGAUGCUUGCUAUGGAAUCAAUGCCAAAGUCUCCGAUACGCCCAAAUCAGUAACAAGAAAGCUUCGCCAUCUCCCCCGGAGUCGGCCCAUCCGCACGACAUACCAAUACAGCAACGUCAUGUUCGCAGUAGCUGCCCAUCUCGUGGAAACCCUUACAGGCCAGCAUCUUGAAGACUUCCUACGUGAGAAGAUCUGGGAUCCUCUGAAGAUGAAUAAUACUUUCUAUGCAGGAGAAGACCUGGAACAACGCCAAGGUACUCGAGACAUGGCCACCGGCUAUGGAUAUGACAAGGAGAAGAAGGAGUAUUUCGAGAUUCCUUGGCCUGUUCAACCUGAAGGAAGGGGUGCUGGAGAGAUAAUUAGCAGUGCCCUUGAUUAUGCAGAAUUUCUGAAAUGCAUGAUCAACAAGACCGAACCAAUAUCAGAAAAGGGGCACGAGGAGCUGGUCAAGCCACGGAUCGUGACGGACGAAACGUUGAAGCCCUAUAUGAGUCACGUAUGCUACUCCCUGGGUUUUGAGACAUUCAGUUAUCACGGUGAAUUGAUCAUUGGUCACGAUGGAGCCACAGAUGGAUUUACCAGCAAGAUGAUAUUCAUACCUCGUCUCAAAUGGGGAUUUGUUUCGUUCGCCAAUUUUCAGGACGGAUAUGAGGCACAGCAGAAAAUAUGCUGGGCUUUGGUCUACGACUUAUUGAGCAUUUCUCUAGACAAGCAACUUGACUGGGACGAGCAUUUUCAGAGGGAGCAUGAUGAGAACCACCCCGACACUAAAGAAGAUCGAUAUCUGUACCCAAAGCUGCCAGAACCUCCAUUGCCGACGACUUUGGAAUUGUCUGCGUAUGUCGGAGAGUACUGUCACCCUGGAUGGGGAACUCAUAUCGUCGAUUUCAAGGAUGGAAAGCUGCAAAUCGACUGUAGGGAUCGAACAUGGAAGUACAUCUUAACGCUCGUGCAUGCCUCUGGCGAGUUCUUCGUGGCUGCUGUGAGAAUGCUUGAUGUGCGCGAGAAGUUCAAUCUCAGAGCAGAAUUCAGGAUAGGUCCUGAUGGUGGAGUAGGCGCUCUAGGGAUUGAGUACAUUGAAGAGCUGGGUGGAGAGAAAAUAUGGUUCGAUCGGGUGUAG